Molecule: messenger RNA, 1295 nt
Organism: Fundulus heteroclitus (mummichog)
Lineage: Eukaryota; Metazoa; Chordata; Actinopteri; Cyprinodontiformes; Fundulidae
Product: interferon-inducible GTPase 5
Exons: 3
Coding region: 68-1231 (387 amino acids)
Cellular component (GO): membrane
Molecular function (GO): GTP binding
Source: RefSeq, a predicted model, not a curated record
CUUUCCUCAGUUUUCAAGUUUGUAGAGAACAACAAAGGUCAACAAGGAAGGUGGCCUAGAUUCAGAAAUGGAUCAACAACUCAGAGCUCAGAUGAACCGUGACCCUAUUGCUGCAGCAGGAAUGAUCAAUCAAUAUUUAGCAUGGAUAGAUGAUAUUCAACUAAAUAUAGGCAUCACAGGAAAAUCUGGCACUGGCAAAACAUCGUUUGUUAAUGCCUUUAGAGGGAUGAAGAACAAUGAUCAGGGAGCUGCACUUGUUGGUGUUAAUGAAACCACCAAAACGGUUAACUCAUACCCCCAUCCAAAGUACGCCAAUGUCAUCUUAUGGGAUCUUCCUGGAAUUGGAACAAAUAAGUGGAAAGCAGAAACAUAUGUAAAGGAUACUGGAUUUGAGAAAUUUGACUUCUUCGUCAUCAUCUCAGACACUCACUUUCAGGAAAAUGACAUCAAACUUGCUAAGGAGAUCCAGAAAAUUGGGAAAAGAUUCUACUUUGUGCAUUCAAAGAUCGACCAAACCUUAAAGAAUGAGGAAGAAAAUGACAGAAAUUUCAAUGCAGAAAGAACUUUGGCUCUAACCAGAAGAAGAUGCAUUCGAGGUCUUCAGGAACAGGGAUUUGAGCAACCACAGGUCUUCCUGCUGUCCAACUUUGAGCCCUGGCAUCAUGAUUUCCCUAAAUUACACGAGAACUUUACAAGAGAAGUAUAUCCUCUCAAGGAGUAUCAUCUGUUGUGUACCAUGGCAGCCAUACACCAGGAGGUUAUAAAUGAGAGGAAGAAGGCCUUCAAAUCUGGAAUAAAGUAUUAUGGUGCUGCGUCUGCAUUUGGAGCAGCUGUGCCAAUUCCAGGGCUUUCAGUGGCUCUUGAUCUUGGCAUGAUUGUUAAAGCAGUUACCGGAUAUGUGACUGGUUUUGAUCUUGAUGCUGCAUCACUGCAUAGACUGGCUAACAGCACAGGAGUACCAUAUGAUGAUCUCAGGUUUACUAUCCAGUCAGUUCUUGGUCAGGGAGAAAUAACUAAAGAUAUUAUCUUGAAGCUCCUGACUCAACUCGGAAGCACAUCUGUGUUAUUAGCGACAGAGGAAUCGACCAGAUUCAUUCCAGUAUUAGGAAUCCCGAUAGCGGCGGGCCUGUCCUUUACAGUAACCUACAGAGCUCUGAAUUUCUUUCUUGAUGAGCUUGCUAAGGAGGCACAGAAGGUUUACAAAAGAGCUCUGGGGUUAAACAUAGCCUGAUGGCCAGGGCAAAUGUAAUUUAAUGAGAGAUUUAAAGCAUUUAUAUUAAACUGCAUUUGACUGU